Molecule: messenger RNA, 2327 nt
Organism: Scatophagus argus
Lineage: Eukaryota; Metazoa; Chordata; Actinopteri; Scatophagidae
Product: major histocompatibility complex class I-related gene protein-like
Exons: 6
Coding region: 183-1253 (356 amino acids)
Biological process (GO): immune response
Cellular component (GO): external side of plasma membrane
Source: RefSeq, a predicted model, not a curated record
CACAAUGAACAUAUCUCAACAAUGAUAAAUGUAGAAAUGAAGAAGAAGAUUGUUUAUAAAACGUGACAAAACACUGAUCUUAAAGUUGAAGGUUGGAAACUCUGUCAGUAGUUACUGCGGCUCCCACCUUCAGUCCUCUCGACCUACUCGGUCCUUUACCCACACGUUUUCAUCGAGACAAGAUGAAACAUUUAUUUUUGUUUCUUCUCUUAUGUCACGUUUCAUCAGCAGUCAAACACUCCCUGAAGUAUUUCUACACUGUGUCUUCUGGACUCCCAAACAUCCCGGAGUUUGUUGGCGUCGGUUCUGUUGAUGAUGUUCUUUUGGGUUCCUGCGACUCCGACAAAAAGACACCAGAAGCCAAACAGGACUGUGUGGAAAAGCAGUUGCAAUCCGAUCUUCAGCAAUUUGAGUUGUACAACCAACAGUGUUUGAAAAUUCUGCCCAACUUCUUUAAAGCCACGAUUCAUACGUUGACGCAGCGCUUCAACCAGAGUGGAGGUGUCCAUGUUUUGCAGGUCAUGAGUGGCUGUGAGUGGGAUGAUGAGACUGGAGAGAUUGAUGGACUUGUACAGUACGGUUAUGAUGGAGAAGAUUUGAUAUCAUUUGACCUGAAGACGUUGACAUGGAUCACACCAAAACCACAAGCUGUCAGCAUCAAACUGAACUGGGAUGCCGACAAAGCAAGAAUAAAAAACAUUGAGAUACGCCUCACUCAGAUUUACCCUCAGUGGUUGAAGACAUAUUUGGCUUAUGGCAACAGCUCUCUGCUGAGAACAGAUCUUCCCUCAGUGUCUCUCCUCCAGAAGACUCCCUCCUCUCCAGUCAGCUGCCACGCUACAGGUUUCUACCCUGAGAGAGCCACACUCAGCUGGAGGAAAGAUGGAGAGGAGCUUCAUGAGGACGUGGAGCUCGGAGAGAUCCUCCCCAACCACGAUGGAACCUUCCAGAUGAGUGCUGAGCUGAAGCUUUCAUCAGUCACACCUGAAGACUGGAGUAGGUACACCUGUGUGUUUGAGCUCUCAGGUGUGAAGGAGGAGAUCGUCACCAAACUGGACAAAGCAGACAUCAGGACCAAUGAAGUUCCUCCCUCAGAGUUUCCUACUGGUGCAGUUGUUGGAGUUGUUGUAGGACUUCUGCUGACACUCUGCAUCUGUGGACUCCUCAUGUGGAGAAGGAACAGAACUGGCUUCAGUGAAGAUUGGAGGAGGACUUCAGUGAUGUUACUGUGGAUCAAAACUGUUAUUACUUGAGCCUAAAUGGACUUUGAGUUUGUUAUUUUUAAUCCAAGUGUGUUUAUAUGUAACACUGAGAUGUGAAGUCAAAGAACCUGUCAGGUGACAGAAGGCUUCCUGUUUGUUAAAAAGGCCAACACCACUUAGAUAAUUCCCCCUCCCUGUCUGAGAGUGGUAUGUUCCACUCUCCCCUCUUAGAGUCAUUAAGAUAAUUAAACCCUGAAAACUGGUGUUACUACAUUUGUUUGGUUCUUCUGUGCAUCCGUUGAACUGUGAGUAUUAUGAGUCACUAAUUAAUAUAAUUUUACACAUAUUUCAUUGCCUCUGAAUGUGGUUAUUAUUUCCUGGUUACGCUAAUUAAUCUCACUUGAGGACAAUUGAGAGUCUGCAGUUUUAGCUUUACGUGUGUCCAGCCUGUACUGAUGUUACUGCAGUCGGUGUGCUUGUACUUUUUAUAUUUCGUUUCUCAGUUUGUUGCGUGGUCACACUGUUCUGUCUGUAAGCUUUUUAGACCCUACAAAGUGUUACUUUGCGUGUAGUUUGUUUGUUGUGUUGACAGGCCUUCAGAUUGAAACAGAUCCUGUGUGUGUUUAUGCUGCCUGGUUUAGCUGUCAGUUUUUACUUCAGGGAGAAAAGUUAAUGUGGACAACAUUGUGGCUCCACCUUGUGGCAGAGCGAGAAAUCAAUCCAGACAACCUGCUCAUCGUUUUGAGUUUUGAGUUCAUUAAUCUUUAGUUUGUGUCUGCUGAUCUGACACAAACUUUCCACUGUAGAUUAAAAGUCUUUUUCUGGACUGUUUUUUGGAUUUACUGUUUGUUAAAGUGGACUUGAUGCAGUUUCAGUUUGUUUCUGACCUCACAGCUCCUGAUGAAGACUCUGAGGCCUCUGAGAACCUGAAUCCAAGACCUGAUUGUCGGUCGUCCUCACUGAGUUCCCUCAUGUGACACGUAUCACACUGUACAACACGACAAACUAAAUGAGACGAAAAUUUGCUUGCUGUUACGUAACUGAAUGAAUAGUUGUGAUUUAUAUGAUUUGAUGGAUGGAUUUAAUGCUGCACUUUCAUAAAAAGGUUCACCUUCCUUUGGUACA